CAGCCACUCACAUUCAUCUCCAAGGCUUUAGCUCUCCUUGCCCACCUCUGCGCCUAAUUUUUGGCUCAUAAAACCAGGAUAAUCUGGUGAAGGAGGGAGAGGAAACCUUGGAACCCAUACCCUAAACAUCAUAUUUCUCUCUAUUUCUUCUAAAUUUAAAGAUGGUAUCAGAACACACUUUAGCUUUUGCAGUCGGAAUUCUAGGCAACUGCAUUUCCUUCAUGGUCUUCUUGGCCCCAGUGCCAACAUUUUAUCGAGUAUAUAAAAAUAAAAAUACGGAAGGAUUUCAUUCAGUGCCGUACGUAAUAGCGCUCUUCAGCAGCAUGUUAUGGAUUUACUAUGCUCUGGUGAAGACAAAUUCCGUCCUCCUAAUCACCAUUAACUCAUUUGGUUUGCUAAUCGAAACCAUAUACAUAUCUAUCUAUCUUGCAUAUGCCCCCAUGGAAGCUAAGAAAUUCACUGCUCGGAUACUUGUGCUUCUCAACUUUACUACAUUCGGGAUGAUUCUAGUUUUUACUCUCCUCUUCUUUCAUGGCCAUAAGCGUCUGAUUGUUCUUGGCUUCAUAUGUGAUAUCUUCUCUGUCAGUGUCUUUGUUGCUCCACUAAGCAUUAUGAGGCUGGUCAUCCGCACGAAAAGUGUGGAGUACAUGCCUUUCAACUUGUCCUUUUUCUUAACCAUCAGCGCUGCGGUUUGGUUGGGCUAUGGUGCACUGACGAAGGAUAAAUAUGUAGCGUUGCCAAACAUUCUUGGACUAUUGUUCGGUAUAGUACAGAUGGUGCUCUACUGCAUCUACAAAGAUGCCAAACCCAACCUUGUUGAUCCGACGAAGAAGGGGAUGGCUGUGCCUGAAAUAGCGCUUGAAGUCUCUGAUGACGCCUCGGGCGGCAAUUGUGGCAAGAAAGAUGAAGAGAAUUGUUAGAGUCGCUACUAAAAGAAAAAUUUCAGCAGCGUGUAUUUGAAAACAUUUUUAAGAAACACUGCUAAAAGUCUUUGUAGCCCUACCAAUUGCAGCAAUUUAAAAUCCGUCGCAAUGAAAAGAACAAUGAUUUUUACCAGUGUAAUUGA
This is a messenger RNA of Phalaenopsis equestris, 1066 nucleotides long. Its product is annotated as bidirectional sugar transporter SWEET14-like. NCBI's taxonomy places the organism in Eukaryota, Viridiplantae, Streptophyta, Magnoliopsida, Asparagales, Orchidaceae. Gene Ontology annotation, biological process: carbohydrate transport. Gene Ontology annotation, molecular function: sugar transmembrane transporter activity. Bases 162 to 920 code for a protein of 252 amino acids. The transcript has 6 exons. Gene Ontology annotation, cellular component: membrane. The record is from RefSeq and is a predicted model, not a curated record.